ACCAACCGGCGCUGCCGCGACGGGAACGGGGGAAAGACGUAACGUUUCAAGAUGGCGAAGGACUUGGACGAGCUCUUGGAUGAGGUCGAGUCCAAAUUUUGCAGACCCGACCCACCGACACUGGGCAUAGUGCAGCGGCCCAGAGGCUGCGGCGGCGGCAUCCUCAGCAACGACCGGAACCGAGCCGAGGCGAAAAAGAAUCUCAGGUUAACAGGCGGGAAGGGUGAGCUGUCCUGUGAUGACUUGGGAGCCUCUGCAGUAACUCUGUUGGAAAUGUUUGUGGAAUUACACAAAGGCAGCUUUGGAACAACCCAAGAAAGUCAUUCUUGUCAAUUUAUGCCUGCAUCUGUGGUUUGGUUUUGUUUGGUCUUGGUGUUCGUGGGCAUGAUUUCCCAGAAAGCAUGUGAUCAUCUGCGUUGUAUAGCAUGUGAUUUCUGGGUAGUAAGCUACGACGACUAUAUGUGGGACAAAUCAUGCGAUUAUCUGUUUUUCAGGAACAACAUGCCAGAGUUCCACAAGUUAAGAACAAAGUUGGUAAAGAAGAAAGGAACACGGGCAUAUGCCUGCCAAUGUAGCUGGAGAACUAUUGAAGAUCUGACUGACCUUCAGACCGAUCAUCAGCUUCGUUGGGUUUGUGGUAAACAUUAAGGAUGCAGACUUUUCGUAUUCAGACAAAUGUAUACAAUGAGAGCAGUCUCCAGUAAUUAUCAACAUAUUUAGAAAGAGGUACGAAGCAGUAUCAUGCCCUUUGGAAAAAGACAGGAAAUUUCAUUUAAUGACUAUAUAGUAUAGAUUUUCAAAGACCUAAUGGACUUGAGAAGAUAAUGUGCUUUAACAUUUUGGAAUUAUCUCUUUUUGAUGUAUGGGCAUUUCACUUAGUAAGUAAGGUAGCAAGUUAUCCUAAUUCUUUGCUAGCCUAUCUCCUGUUAAAUGGAAGUUUUAUUAUGGAGUUUCAUACAAAUAUAUAGCCAUUCAUUAGCAACUGCAGUAUUAGUCACUGCUAAUACACUUAGCUAAAUAUUCCUUAUUUACAACAUUUAAAGGGGAUAAAGCCAGCCAGUGCAGAGAGGUCACUGAGGGGUGUAUAUAGCAUCUCCUCUGGUCAGAUCUGUUGUUGCCAAAGAUCAGAAUUUAGACAUGGCAGAAACCAUGUGAUCAGUGGCUAACUGAAGGAUUUGGGGGAGCACAGGUUUAUUGUAAAUGAAAACACUGCCUAUAUUGACCUUACCUCAGUAACUCCAAAUGAUAUUAUGCACAAUAAUGAUAAGUAUAUAUUCUAGUUUUAGCUUAUUUCUUCUCCUUAUGUUCAUUUAGAUAUCAAAAGUUAGUUUGCUAGUUUAGUAAAUAUUCAUUUAUAUAUAAAAAAAUGUGUUGGUGUCCCUAUAAUCAUAAGGAAAAUCCUAAUAUAGAUAGAUCAUUAUUGGAUUUUUUCCAAGUAGUUCUGUAGCCUUCAGUGCCUAAAAUCCCAUCAAGUGAACAGUAAGUAAAAUACUUUCUCAGGCAGCCUGUUGAUUUUCUGGUAGGAUCAGGUUGACAUGUUGAUUGUUAGAUGAGUGCAUGAGAAAAGAAAUAAAGCAUAGUGGAACCAACAGGUAAUCUGAGGUAGGACAGUGCACCUCCUUGACAUCUCUGAGGCUGGAGGAACCCUACAAUAGCAGCACAUUCAGGAAAUCAGUUAUCUCAAAAUUAUCAGUUCCCAGCACCAUGGAAAAAUUCUGGGGGCUUUCCAAUCUGCCAUAAGCUCUUUAUUGCAUGUGUCUAAGAUAUAGUUCAAAUGUAUGACACAAGGCAUGCUGAAAGGGAGUAAUUGAAGUGAAGUUGUGAUUGCUUAGUCUUAUGCUGAAUCCAUUCCAGUCACACCACUCAAGUAAGAAGAAAGACCGGCCAUUAAAAUCCUUUUCCUAGGUGUGACACAUUUGCUUACCUGUAAAACUGACUCUAGUAAGUCUAGCAUUGCAACAAAACCCAUAGUGAACUCACAGUGGCAGAUGCUUACAUUUUUGUAUUGACAAUGUUUACAGAUUUUAUCUUUGAAUAAAGAUUUUUUACUCCCUAAAAUUUUAUCUCUGUGUAAUUGUAUGAGAAACAAGGGGAUUUGAUUGAGAAACCACUAGUCACAAUGGUGAUGUUUUCUCUUUAUUCAAAUGAGCAAAUCUACUAAAUCAUUAAUUUGAAAAUAUGUUUUUCUCUUUUAUUAUUUCAUUACUAUCCUAUAUCUUGGAUACAUUGCUCAUGUUUGGCAUUCCAUAAUUCCCCAGUGUCAGAAAUGUACAUAUGAGUUCACAUUUUUGUUAGCAAUUUAUUUUAUAAGCUUUUUAAUAUUGUAUAAUUUUUAAUCUAAAAUGUAGAAAGAAUAUUAUGUUUAUAUACAAAUGGAUAAAUUAUUACCAGUGGAAAUUUAAGCCACAAUGCAACUAUUUUAGUAACAAUGCAGAAUAAAAUCAUAGUUUGAUGAACUAUAAUUUUAAAAUGUAAAGUCUAUAAAACUUUCAAGAUGUUUUGCCUAUUUGUUUUUAAUAUUUAUAAUAAUUUUCUACUUUAGCAAUUAUCUAUUUUUUGUCAAGCCAGGUAGCUACUUUCUUUGAACUGUAUUAUACUCUCAGACCCUUAUCCUGCCUAGAAAUGAAUAAAUAAUAAAUAGCUUUAUUCUGUA
Molecule: messenger RNA, 2653 nt
Organism: Leptonychotes weddellii (Weddell seal)
Lineage: Eukaryota; Metazoa; Chordata; Mammalia; Carnivora; Phocidae
Source: RefSeq, a predicted model, not a curated record